Molecule: messenger RNA, 1660 nt
Organism: Paraphaeosphaeria sporulosa
Lineage: Eukaryota; Fungi; Ascomycota; Dothideomycetes; Pleosporales; Didymosphaeriaceae
Product: Phox-like protein
Exons: 2
Coding region: 190-1455 (421 amino acids)
Biological process (GO): cytoplasm to vacuole targeting by the Cvt pathway; autophagy
Cellular component (GO): phagophore assembly site
Molecular function (GO): phosphatidylinositol binding
Source: RefSeq, a predicted model, not a curated record
UAGCGACUCGGCAGCCAUCGCCAACUUCUCCAUCACCACUGCCUUCUUAACGCGCCUACGCCCAAAUCUCUGCCCGACGACUGUUCACACGUGCUCUGGAAUAGCCCGGCUCCCAAGAAUCGUACCGCAACCCAGGAAACCGUCCCCAAGCCUCGUUCCCGCGCGAAGGCUCCACAACCAACACCCUCCAUGGCUGAAGACUUCAGCGAAGGACGUCUGGAGACGUUUGUCAAUACGCCGCAGAAGGAGCUGCCCGGCACUAAGGAUGCAUAUGUAUCCUAUCUCGUCACUACCAAGUCCGACUUUCAAUCGUUCCAGCGCCCGGAAUUCAGCGUCCGCCGACGCUUCACAGACUUUGUCUUCCUCUGGAAACAACUCACCAAAGAGUACCCGCAAUGCGCCGUCCCCCCGCUGCCUGAUAAACACAAGAUGGAGUAUGUGCGCGGUGACCGGUUCGGCACGGACUUUACACAACGUCGAGCUCAUUCGUUGCAUCGAUUCUUGAAGCGCAUAACACUGCACCCGGUGCUGAGGCGCGCCAUGCUGCUCAUCAGCUUCGUGGAGAGCCCAGACUGGAACCAGCAUAUGAAGGGCCGGUCAUCGCGGGCUGCAAGUGGAUCAGAUGCGGGCGGAGGCGGCUUCAUGGAUGCUGUUGCAGAGAGCUUCGUGAACACCUUCACCAAAGUACACAAACCAGACAAGCGCUUCAUAGAGGUCAGCGAACGAGCUACAAAGUUGACCGAGGACUUGUCAAAUGUGGAGAAGGUGGUGGUGCGCGUCGCAAGGCGGCAAGGCGAUCUCGACUCAGACUACAACGAGCUCGCAACACAAUGUCAGAAGUUACAGACCCUGGAACCCGGUGUCGAGGGCCCGUUGACUUCAUUCGCGACCUCCGUACAAGAGACCUCUGUAGGAUUCAAAGAGUUGCGAGACAAGACCGACCAGAACUACCUUACCUCGCUCCGCGACAUGGACGCCUAUGUUGUAGCGCUAAAGCAGCUCCUCCGCGCACGAGAAGCCAAACAGCUAGACUUUGAAGCCCUCUCUGACCUCCUCGCAAAGAACGCCUCCGACCGCGACUCGCUCGCCAGCUCCCACGGCGCCGGCAUGGGCGCAUCGGGUUUCCUCCGCCAAAAAGUUGAAGACUUCCGGGGCAUCGACCACGAGCAAGCGCGCCGCAACCGCGUGCGCAAACUCGAGAUCGACAUCGAACGCUUGACAGGCGAAGUCGAGAACGCGAAGAAAGCCACCGAAGCCUUCGACGAGCACACGGUCAAAGAAGUCGACGACUUCGAGCGUAUUAAGGCAUUCGAGUUUAAGGACACCAUGGGUGACCUGGCCGACGCACACAUUGACUUCUUCAAGGGGACGAUCGACACGUGGGAGACGUUCCUGGCGCAGAUGCGCAGGGAGGAGGACGAGCGGAAGAAGGCGCUGGAGCGGGAGGCCCAAUAGGAUAAGGCAGCCGACCGGGGAAGGAGCAUAUCCGUGGACUCCUGGGAUUUGCCGUUGGCGCAGCGAUAUCCUGAAGCUGUGAAGGGGAAGAGCAUGCAACGCUAGCGUUUGCAUGGUGUUUGGCUCGUAGCGAGCAGUAAUAACAUGGUUUGCUUAUUGAUAGCGACAUGAAGAUAGAGUUCGCGUAAGUUUUCUCCUGCACGUG